AAGAGUCUGAUUAUUAAUAUUAUGUUUUCCUUCGAUUGUCGACGGUGGUUACUCGAUGUUUCGUUUGCUUUGCAAUGUGAUUUUCAUGAUAGCUAGUUAUAAUUUAUUAAAAAUGAAGUUUUUCAAUUUUUAGCAUUUUACUGUGAUCAAAAACUGUCUGUGAUUAGUAAAUUUAAAGAUUGGUGAUUUAAUUUCACUUUCUAAUAAAAUGAGUGUAAUUUCAUAAAAUGGGAGCAAAUGCUUCUCAGUUGGAGAAAGAAAUAGGACAUGAUCAGUUUCCAUCCAAUGAGCAUUAUUUUGGACUUGUGAAUUUUGGAAACACUUGUUAUUGUAAUUCAGUUCUUCAAGCUUUGUACUUUUGCAAGCCUUUUCGAGAGAAAGUUCUUGAUUAUAAAGCUAAAAAUAAAAGAACCAAGGAAACUUUAUUAACAUGUUUGGCAGAUUUAUUUUAUAAUAUUGCUACUCAAAAGAAGAAAACUGGAACUAUAGCUCCAAAGAAGUUUAUUGCACGCUUAAGAAAAGAAAAUGGUAAGUGUUCAGAAAAACAGCAAGGAAAUGUUAAAAUGAGAAUUGCAACCCAAAAUGGUGAACAACAACAGCCAGCAUCAAAGCCUGAACCAACUUGGGUUCAUGAUAUAUUCCAAGGAACACUGACAAAUGAGACUAGAUGUUUGAAUUGUGAAACAAAAUAUGGGGAUUUUCUUUCUGCCAAAAUUAUUCACAAAGCCAUGAAUGCAGAAAUGGGCUUCAUCGGAGAAUCAAAUGGAUCUCACAUUAAUCUUGCUAUUUUCAAUCUUUUGAUGCAAAUCGUUCAUGAAGAGGACUAUUUGAUUGAUGUUUUUGCAGCAGAAAAACAGCAAGGAAAUGUUAAAAUGAGAAUUGCAACCCAAAAUGGUGAACAACAACAGCCAGCAUCAAAGCCUGAACCAACUUGGGUUCAUGAUAUAUUCCAAGGAACACUGACAAAUGAGACUAGAUGUUUGAAUUGUGAAACAGUUAGCAGCAAAGAUGAAGAUUUUUUGGAUCUCUCUGUUGAUGUUAAUCAGAACACUUCCAUUACUCAUUGUCUUCGUGGUUUUAGUAAUACAGAAACUUUAUGCAGUGAACACAAAUAUUAUUGUGAAAAUUGUUGUAGCAAACAAGAAGCUCAAAAAAGAAUGCGAGUUAAAAAAUUACCCAUGAUUUUGGCUUUACAUUUAAAACGAUUUAAAUAUAUGGAGCAGCAAAAUCGGCAUACAAAACUGUCCUAUCGUGUAGUGUUUCCUUUGGAGUUGCGUCUUUUCAAUACUUCAGAUGAUGCUUACAAUCCAGACAGACUAUAUGAUUUAGUGGCUGUUGUUAUUCACUGUGGGAGUGGUCCAAAUAGAGGACAUUACAUUUCUAUUGUGAAAAGUCAUGGACUUUGGCUCUUGUUUGAUGAUGAUAUUGUAGAUAAAAUUGACGCCUCUGCGAUUGAAGACUUUUAUGGGCUUACAUCUGAUACACAGAAAACAUCUGAAUCUGGUUAUAUUCUCUUUUAUCAAUCCAAAGAAUGAACAAGGUUUCUAAAAUUGUUUUCUUCAUAUUUCAGUGCAUUAAUAAUUUAUUAUGAUCAAUAUAUCAAAUUAGUUUUAAGCCCCAAGUGUUAGCGAUUUUGAAAAUUUGACUAUAUUUUCAUUUGGGAAAUUAUUUUCCUUUGUAGUAAGCUGAAUUGUCUUAACAGGCAAUAUUUCUUUGAUGUCAUUGGUUGCAAAGUUGAUUUAGAUUUACUUUCUAAUCUUGACAUCGAGUGUUUUGUGAGUUUUUGUUUCUAUGAAACAUUUAAUUUAAUAUAAAUAGUAAAGAAAAAAAAUAUUCUUAUCUGUUUAUUUUUUUUUUUAAAUUCGUAAUCAUAAAUAUAUAUUUUAGUAAUAUUAUUUGAUCAUAUUGCUUUUAAUUUUAGAGUGCAAUAAUCUGAGAAUUAUAUGUUCUUAUGCUUGAAUCAAUUUUUGUCAUAAGAUAGUGUAUUUUAUUUGCUUGUUAUUAAUAAAUCAAAUGCUUAAAGAAUUUUGAAAUUUUUAUGGUGAAUAGAAUGGUGAAUUUUUUAAGAAAUUUAAAAAAAAUCAUUCUAAUAUUUAAGCAAUUCUUUAAUCGGCAGACCUAAUUAUAGUAUACAUUACUCAUAUGGCAUUGUUCAAUUUAAAAAUUUUUUUAGUCUGAAAUUUUUUUUUUUUAAUGUUUGAAUUUGAGAAACAUAAAAAAUAUUGAGUUUCUAGUAACAUUUUGUUGUGAAUUCGUAUAAUUUUUUGUUAAUGUCUUCCAUCUAAUCAAUGAAACUUUUUCUUUAAUUUUUCUAAUUGUUUUAAUUGGUUGUAGAGUUGUAUUAUUUUAAUGUGUUCUAUUCCACCGGUGUAAAUCUGUGUAUCUAAUAUAAGUGCAUAAUUAUGUAUGUAUAAAAACCAAAACAAAAUAUGUAUAGAUAAUGUCAUUUUUGUACACUGUUGUAGAUUUAAAGUUUUAUUGUAAAUAAUUUUAAAACAUAUUUCAGUUUUCGACUUAGAAUUUAUUUUAAUAUUAAAAACAAAUAUUUUACUUCUGAAAUAAGUGUGAAAUAUAUUGUAAAAUUUUAAUUAAAAAUAAUAUUUAGAUUAUCAUAAUAAAUUCAGUUCAGAUAGAAUGUACAUUGAGUUUCUAUAAAAUUAUCUGUACUUUAUAAAUUAAUUCCUUCUCUGUGAAAAAAAUUGUAAUGUACUGUUGUUUUAUUAAAAUAUAUACUGAUUUCAAAAUCUAA
Parasteatoda tepidariorum (common house spider) is the source of this 2749-nucleotide messenger RNA. Lineage: Eukaryota; Metazoa; Arthropoda; Arachnida; Araneae; Theridiidae. The record is from RefSeq and is a predicted model, not a curated record.